Cladophialophora psammophila CBS 110553 is the source of this 1824-nucleotide messenger RNA. RefSeq lists its product as uncharacterized. The transcript has a single exon. Bases 1 to 1824 code for a protein of 607 amino acids. The record is from RefSeq and is a predicted model, not a curated record. NCBI's taxonomy places the organism in Eukaryota, Fungi, Ascomycota, Eurotiomycetes, Chaetothyriales, Herpotrichiellaceae.
AUGGUUAACCCAAAGAUUCUCUGCCUCGAGGCUGAAGUCCUUACGAAUAUCCUCGAAUACGUUGACGAUGAAUCCCCUCAUACCACCGCUGGCGUCGCCCAAACCUGCAAACAUCUCAAUCAUGUGGUCAAGCUCGUGCGUUACCGUCGCCUCACCGUUCACUGGGAUCAAAAGCUUGGCCACUGGGUUGAUUGGGCCGGCCGCAAACAAGAAGAAUGGGAGACCCCCGAACUCCUCCAGGGCUUGCGACAUCUCACUGUCCGCGGAGGCGCUAGACUUGUACUACGCCCCGAACGGUAUUCAGAAACUGCCGUAGAAGAAACUUACGCCAACAUUAAUCGAUUGAAGACUGUCGUCCAGAAUAUCGGCAACUUGAAGACGCUGGUCUGGCAGGUCGGCUGUCUACCCACGGCGGAGUUCAUCCAGACCUUGCAGGCCUAUCAACCAAACGUCAAAAUGGAGCUCCAUCGUGCCAAAAGACUGGAAAAAGAGAACCGGCCACUGGAAUCGGAGAAAGCCCUGUCGACAGCGACCUUCCUGAGCACGUUUUCGAUGAUUACCACGUCAGCCACAUAUAUUGAAGACACCAUGAUUUUCCAGAUGAUGCUGUGUUCGGCACCAAACCUGAAAUUCGCCUCUCUAAUCUCUCCCGAAAUAAGGCUGGGGGGCUCUGUGGGCUCUGAGAUCGCCUCCCUCCAAUCCAAUUUCGAAUCCUGGUUGCCACAGGCUCAGAGGACGCCGAGUUCGUCACUUUGCCACCUGACAUUGGAUGGUUGGGAAGUGUCUAGUGGAUGCCUCGACUACUGGUCGCAGUACGUCAACUUUGCGUCCUUAAAGAGCUUGAAGUGCAGCAGAGGUCUUGUCCAUGCGUCAUUUUUUGAGCGCGCAUCCCAAGUAUUGACGAAUCUAAAAAGUCUCAGUAUCAAUUUCGGUUCUGAUAGCCCCCUCUUCGGUCGGCUUCGCAUCCAACGACUUGCCACUGCAGCGGAGCACUAUAUUGCCACAUGCCCGCCUUUGUUGACUUUGAGUGUCUGGUCAUGGAGAGGCAAAGUGCCGCUCUCUACCAUCCUCAAUCAGCAUGGAGCCACCCUCGAGGAGCUCCAACUUCACGAGCGUGAAGAUCCCGAUGGUCUUUCUCUUCGAGAUCCUUUCUCUGUAGAGGAACUUCGGUCCGUUCGAGAGUCAUGUCCCCGCCUGAGGGUACUCACGAUCGAUCUCAAUAGAACCUCACGGUACCUCGGGAUCGAGGACUAUGAGGGGACGUUAGAUGAGCUUCACAGAUUCAACCUUGACAAGAUCCAAAUUUAUUUGGAUAGCGGUAUGCGAUGGUUGCGGAGACGUGCUCAAAAUCAAUUCGCUUCGGAUUCCAACAUCGAACAAUCCGGUCAUCUGGUGGACGAUGACCAAACACCUCCAUUGGAUGAUGUCAGCCUUCCCAGUGGAUGCCAUGGCGACAUUGAAUUCGAGGAAGCCAAGCCUUUCAGAAUCGAGACAGGAGACCUAGACUUGGGGCCUCACAUACAGGACGGAUUCGUCUUUCUACAACCUCCGUCUACGCACAAGGACAUCUGCCGCUUUCUCAUCAAAGCCUGGAAGAUCAUCUUUGCCUCCAAAACCACGGGCCCAAGACAACUCGACCUCAAAGUCGGGGAGUGGGAGAGCAAGAUCCAACCUCUGCUCCUUGCAGCCGGGAGACACAGCAUGAGGGAGAUCAAAGUUUGGUGCCGUGCAAGGCCCCAUGAGAGGGAUGAUAUGGCUGGAGAAUGUGCCGUCGAGAUCGAUUGUUGUGGUGGACGCCAUAGAAGGAAGUUCGCCAGCGGUUAA